AGAUUCUCUUCACAACGGGAACAGAUGAACAUGGCCAAAAGGUGGAGGCUGCUGCUUCAAAAGCAAACCUGGAGCCGCAGCAAUUUUGCGAUCGAGUGUCCCAAAGCUUCAGGGCGAUGAAUGGCGUGUGCAACGUGCAGCCGUCCCGCUUCAUCCGGACCACAAGCCCUGAACACAAGCGAGCGGUCGACCAGUUUUGGCGAACCAUUGAGAGCAAAGGCCACAUUCGUCUCGGCAAGUACAAAGGCUGGUACUCGGUCGUCGACGAGGCAUUCUACUCCGCACAUCAGGUGGAGCCAGACCCAGGGAACCCAGCCAACAUGCGGGCCGUGGAGACGGGGAGUGCUGUGGAGGAGUACACGGAGGACAACUACAUGUUUAAUCUCAACGCCAUGAAGGGCAAAGUGCGCGAGUGGCUGCUCUCCAGCCCAACAACCGUGUACCCAAGCGUGUACCGGCAUCAGGUCCUGUCCUUCCUUGACGAUGCAGAUCUGCCCGACCUCUCUGUGUCAAGGCUCCGCAGCAGCCUCGCAUGGGGCAUCCCCGUCCCAACCAAUGAAAACCACACGAUCUAUGUAUGGAUGGACGCGCUCGUGAACUACCUCACUGCACUCGGAUACCCGGACCAGCUCACCGGCACCUUGGACACACACGUCAUCGGCAAAGACAUUCUAAAGUUCCAUGCCGUGUACUGGCCGGCGUUUCUGCUCGCUGCAGGCCUCAAUCCCCCGCGCCGCAUUCUCGUCCACGGACACUGGACCGUCGCCGGAGCAAAGAUGUCAAAGAGCGUGGGGAAUGUGGUUGACCCGCUGGUAGAAGCAGACGAUGUUGGCAGCGAUCUGCUCAGGUUUUAUCUUCUGAAGGAGGCACGACUCGGCAGCGACGCAGAUUUCUCGCACAAGCGACGGGACGCUGCCAUCUCAGAACUCGCAAACAACUUCGGCAAUCUGCUGUCUCGAAGCACGGGUAAGCGCGUGAAUCCAACAAAUACGUACCCACCCCUGGCUGACGUGAAGCUGACACAACGUGAACAGCACGUGGCGGAUGUAAUCAACAACACCCAACGUCGAGUGCAAGAGCUGUACGCAAGCGGCGAUGUGGGCCUUGGAAUCGAAGAAAUUUUGCACUGUCUUCGCGAGGGCAACAAAUACUUUCAAGAGAUGGAACCUUGGAAGCUGGCCAAGUUGAAAGAUGACGCCGCUGCGCAACACAGGCGCCUUGCGUGUCUCUACACAACGUACGAGCUUCUGCGCGUAGUAUCGCUGCUGCUGUGCCCCGUCACCCCAGCCAUCAGCGCCGCCUGCCUUGACAAGCUCGCUGUCGCCCCAAGCAACGGCUCGGCCUUCUGCCAAUCCCUCGCAUUCUCGUACAACAAAGGCGGACACGCGCUCAAGCCUGGCGCAAUCACCCUCAUCCAACGCAGAUGACGCGCGCGCACGCACACACACACACACACACACACACA
This is a messenger RNA of Salpingoeca rosetta, 1465 nucleotides long. RefSeq lists its product as uncharacterized. Gene Ontology annotation, molecular function: ATP binding; methionine-tRNA ligase activity. Lineage: Eukaryota; Choanoflagellata; Craspedida; Salpingoecidae. Bases 117 to 1427 code for a protein of 436 amino acids. The record is from RefSeq and is a predicted model, not a curated record. Gene Ontology annotation, biological process: methionyl-tRNA aminoacylation. The transcript has 13 exons.